Messenger RNA from Drosophila ananassae, 631 nucleotides. RefSeq names its product transmembrane inner ear expressed protein. The coding region runs from base 121 to 438 and encodes 105 amino acids. Lineage: Eukaryota; Metazoa; Arthropoda; Insecta; Diptera; Drosophilidae. The record is from RefSeq and is a predicted model, not a curated record. The transcript is spliced from 4 exons.
UAAUUUGCGAGCCACGGACCAGCCAGGAGGUGAGCCAGGCCAGCUAGCAGUUGAAACUGGAUUGGCAAGGUGGCCACACGUACCACGGGAGCAACUCCGCAGGAUCCGCAGGAAAAAAAUAUGGACGACGAUACGGACAUCUUCGACAUCGACCCGAAGGAAGUGUGGCUGGAAAAGGAGGCCAUUGCCGGAUUCCGUGUAUGGCACAUCAUCGCCACCGUGUUGGGCAUUCUAAUGGGAAUAACGGUUAUGGUCUGUUGCUGCAUGCGAUUCCGGAUUCCACGCACCAAGCAGGAGAUCGAGGCGGACUACCAGCGCAAGCAGAUCACCAAGAAGUUCCGCGAGAAGCUCCAGCAGAUCAAGAACUCCGAAAUGGACGACAUGGACCUGCAGAAGGCACUUGCUUAUAUCAAAUUGGAGCAGUACGAUGAUCCCUAAGGGCCAUCACUUUCGCAAGAACACUGCCACUUUUGCGCCCACAUCCAGAACGAGUAUCUGAAUCUGCAGGCCAGCAUGGAGAGCAUGAACGAGAAGCAGAAUGUUAAGUUUAAGAUCUAAGUGCCUAUAGUAUUGUGCCGUAGUUUAAGGACCUGCUAAUAAAAUAAAUUAAUAAAUUAUACACACAAACGAA